GGAAUUUGGAUGUUACGUAAUGACAGCGGUGUUGAUUGCAUUAUUUGCGUUCAUUGGGAACGUUUGAAAACUUUAAAACUUAAAGUGUAGUUAACCAAGAAAAUAAUAAAAAUACAACAGCAUUAUGGAAUCUGAAGAAGAGGUAAAGAAUGAAAAUGAGAAUUCUCCAAAGGACGAACCAAGGAGAAGAAGUGGGCGACAGACCCGGGGUAUUAAAAAAAAUUACAGCCUUUAUUUGGAUAUUGGCUCAGCUUCGGAAUCAGAAGCAAAGGAUGCUUCGGGAAGUGAUGAUGACUUUGAUCCUGUCAAGUACGACGAGGGGCUUGUUCAGAAACUCCGGGUCGAAGAACGCGUUGUUAAAGAUUCCGAUUGGAGUCCAUCGUCAGAGGAAAUAGAGGACAGUGUGAGUGACGAUAAUUUUUCCGAAGACUGGGAUGCAGAAGUGGACAGCGAUGCAGAGGAAAAGAAAGCUCGAUUAUUGGCUGACGACGCCGUCGUCCACAAGUGCGUAGAGAGUUUCGAAUACCAAUAUAUGUGUUCAAAAUGUCUGGAAAAAUUUGAUUCGGAACGCGAAGCCGAAUGUCAUGUUAGAGAACAUAAUUAUCCCUUCGUGUGUACGGAGUGUGAUGGAAGACACAAAACAGAACAUGGACGUGCUCAUCAUUUUAAAGUUUUUCAUGUUGAGGAGCAUAACUGCACAGAAUGUAUGUUCAGUACGAAGACGUAUAAAUCCAUGCGAGAACACAUGAAGAAGGAACAUCCGGGACCAAAAUAUUGUAAAUAUCCACACAUGUGUCACGUCUGCGCACAGAUGUUCGGAAGAAAUGAGGAUCUUUGCGUUCACGUUUACAAGGAUCAUCAGAUAGGGGAACCCCCGGUCAAGAAUCAUGUCUGUGAGACCUGCGGGAGAUGUUUUUUUCAACAGAAGGAGUUAAAGAAUCAUAGUUUUAGCCACAUGAAAAAAACGGUCAAAUGUAAGUUCAAAGGCUGCAAUCGUUCAUACGUGUCGGUACAGAGGAUGAAAAAACACUACGACAGCGAACAUCUUGGGUUGAGGAAUCUUGUUUGCACGCAUGAAGACUGCCAGUUGACGUUUAAAUCUAAAAGAGUACGGCAAGAACAUAUCAAUAUGGUUCAUUUAAAAUUACGGUCCAUCAGCUGUACUUGGCCCGGCUGCACGAAGACUUUUUACGCACACAAACAUCUGUUAGUUCAUCUGCGAAUUCACUCGGACGAAAAACCGCUAAAGUGUGAGCACUGUGACUAUCGUUGUCGACAAAGAACAGCUCUCAACUGGCAUCUGAAAAAACAUGGUAUAUUUAAAGAAAAUCAGAAACGGGACUACGAAGCAGAAAAAAUACUAUUACAGGGUCGUAAAGGGAAACCAGGCCGCAAAGCUAAAACAGACGGCAAAUCUAGGAGUGCGUCUGCAAAAAAACAAUAUCCUGAAAAACUGAAAGAAGUGAAAUUUAAGGAGGAGAAAACCAAGAAAGGACCAAAAAGAAAAGCAGCAAAUAAAAAAAAGGGAGAGACGAAAGAAAGUGAGCAAUCAGAUCUAGAGGCUUUAAAAGAACGAGUUGCCCUUCUAGAGAAGCAGACGGAACAAGACAUGGAAGAUCAGAAAGACACAGUUGGUGAUCUUAAAAUAUCUGAAAAUAGUUCUCAACCAAUCACAGAAAGUAGUUCGUGUCCAGAUGUAGAAAAUAGUUUGCAUCUAAACGCAGUAAACAUUUUGUGUCCCGACACAGAAAAUAGUUCGCGGCCCGAUGCAGAAAAUAGUUCUACUAAUGACAUGAAGAUGAAAAACCCACAAAUUACAGGCACGGAUGUGAAGCCUUCUGUUUAUGGUUUAAUUCCGAUUCCGAUGUCAAGUCCACUUCACCAAAACCUUCCUACGCCACAUGUUCAUGAAAUGAAACAAGGGCUGGGUUAUUCACCAAAUGUCAAUCAAAGGAGUUUCCAAUCACCUCCAGGGUCUCAAACGACUGAUUAUCAACCCCCUAUAAACAGUCAUCAAGGUCAAAGAGGUUCUUCAGAGGCUUUUGGUCAUAAUAUGUUUGAUCCUCAAGCUACUUCUGUUAUGAGUCCCAAUACAGGUACCUUGAAUCAGUACCUUCACGGAGCCCCUCUAACCAAUUAUUCACAAUAUCCACCCUCUGCCUAUAUUCAUCAAGACCAGAAACCGCCAGUCGUUAAUCCUUUUCCAGGUGAAACAUAUAACAACUCUUCCCAGGGUUCUCACAUCUACACUCCGCAGCUGAACAUAAAUGACAGAUCUUUUAACCCGCCAACCAAUUUCUACCAACAGAACCCUGAAAAUUGUUUUAAUCCAAAUUAUCCGGUAACUAAUAGUCCAUAUACAGGUAUUGCCCAACAACAUCCACCUGUAACUAAUAGCCCAUAUACAGGUAUUGACCAACAACAUCAACGCGUAGCUGAUAGUCCAUAUUAUACUCAACAACGUCCACCUGUAACUGAUAGCCCAUAUACUACCCAGCAACGUCCACCUGUAACUGAUAGCCCAUAUACUACCCAGCAACUUCCACCUGUAACUGAUAGCCCAUAUACUACCCAGCAACGUCCACCUGUAACCGAUAGCCCAUAUACUACCGAACAACAUCAACCUGGGGGAACAUCCACAAAUAAUUAUAUGUAUCAAUAAUCAAGCCAUUUAAAUUGAUUUUUCUGAUCCAAGAACACACUCACUCAAAGCCCAGCUUAGGCAUGGGCCUGAGGGUCCCAGGCCCAGGGCGCCGCGGUUUAGUGGGCCCCUCGAUUCAUGACAAAAAGAAAAAAAUUCAAAUUCCAGAUGAAAGUUUCACGGUAAUCUAUCUAGCGGCGCGAGGGCGGAGACUGAGCUAUCCCUUAACCUUCUCUGUGAAGUUCCAUAGACUUGUAUGCCACUCGGAACUGAAUUGAUUUUGUAUGUGAUCAGAUAUGUAAUUAUUCUUGUAUUACAGACCGUUUAAUUGUGUGUUACGCAUGCGUGCCGUUCAAAAGGAUAUGAACUAAUCUUUUCGUUGCGUUAGGGCCCCCUCGAUUCUAGUUAGGCCCAGAGCCCCGCUCCAGUUAAGCUGGGCUCUGCACCCACUUGAAGAAUUAGGACAUCUUUUUUGUUGUUGAAUAUUUAUUUCUGUUUGUUAAUUUGUUUUAUCUGUUGCUCAUCCUUCGUGGAAGCAAGAAGGGAGCCACAGAAUUGUUAAAUUUGUGUUCGGUAUAAGAACCCUUCAUUAAAGUGAAAUGUAAUGAAAUGGGGGUUUAACGUCCUACUGUUCUGCUCCGACUGGGUUAAUAAAGACGGUCAUGCGCCAUACAGUGUGCUAUGAGGAAAAUUUUGCCCCGGGCAGCGACACUAUGGCCUACUUUUAUUUCGAAUUCCAACUGCCAAGGGAUCUUUUAGUACAUGCCAAUGUAUACACAGGACCUCGUUUUUUUUGUCCCAUACGAAUGACUAGACAGCUGUCCUUGCCAGGCCCUCCGUCCUGCACCACUGACAAGGGGAAACCUCGUCGUAAAAUCCUGAUCGAACACCCAACCUCCAGGCUAGAAAAACAGCGUCUUACCCACUUAGCCAACGUGGAAGUAAGAUGUUAAACAACCUUUCAUUUUAUUUCCUGGAGCCACGGAUACGCAGUGAGUAAGACGUUGGUUUGCUAACCUGUUUCCAAAAGAGUUAUGUUGUUUACCAUGUGGGGGUCGGGUGCGAUAUACAUCAUAAGGUCUGUCAUUGAGUCAAGUGGCGUCGUUACAAAUUCCUGCUUCUUCGUUACAAGGAAUAGGGUCCCUUUCCAACAUCGUGGCUUUUCUAAAGGUCCUCUGGUUGACUCCCACUGCUAAAGACCCCUACGGGCAUGCAAUUUAUUGAAAUAAAUUUGAACCAUAUGUUAGUCCUGAAAUGACCUAGUUUGUGUUUAGUUUGCUCUGUCUCCUGUUUACAAUUUAUGUGUUUUUCUUCCUUUUCUUUGUACAAUUUUCCCUUUUAAAGUAACGAUGCGCAUGUGUUGCUAAAAUAUCAAUUUUCUCACGGAUAGUCCAAGUCAGUAUGUACUAAGAUCGAUUAUUUAACAUUUUAUUAAACAUACAUUAUGCAAGAGCUAAAUCUGCCUAUUGCAGGUCUUUCUUUAGGCCUGAAAUAUUAUCUAAAUUAUUAAUUAGAUAUUAAUCAACUCUCGAUGGCAUCGCUAGCCUGCGAUAUUUACUAGAUUAUGAUCCCAUUUGCUGCUCGGACUUCCAUUCAUAAUUUAAUCAUGAAAUGGAUGAUCGAGACUAUGCUUUUUAUUGUACAUACUUUAGAAAUUAUGACUGAGGCUAGGCCAAAAUUUCAAUUACUUAAUUAUCGGUUUAUAAUGAAUCAAUUUGACUAAAAUUUUCAGCAAAUUCCCUUUACAUUAUCUUGUUUUUAACUAUUAUAGCGAGAACUGCCAACUCUUUAUCUAAUCUCCCAUAAUGUAUCUUUAAGAAAACAAAAUCAAAAUACUAACGCUAGAUAAUAUCGCGGCUUGGAUUUAAUCUGAUUUAAAUAAGUCUAUCAUUAAAUUUUCGGUGAUAACAAAAUGGCGGCGAACUUAUUGCAUGGCCAGUAGGCAGCUGCAUAGAGCGAUCAAAUUUCUAUUCCACAUAUCUUUGUAAUUUUUGGACUAUCAAUCACCUUUCACCAUCCUGUAGUUUGCAAAUGAUUCCUAUUGCGCUAAAAUGACGCAUCAGGACGUUAAAUGAUUAUUUAUGUUCUAAAAUUAUAUAGUUUAAUAUAUAUUAUUUUGUUUAUUGGUAAUAUAUAAAAUAUCACUUAUGAGAUAAAAUAAAUAAAUAUUAUAAUAAAUGUUAUAUUUUUAAAAGUAUUAA
Molecule: messenger RNA, 4842 nt
Organism: Patella vulgata (common limpet)
Lineage: Eukaryota; Metazoa; Mollusca; Gastropoda; Patellidae
Product: zinc finger and BTB domain-containing protein 41
Exons: 3
Coding region: 125-2662 (845 amino acids)
Biological process (GO): regulation of transcription by RNA polymerase II
Cellular component (GO): nucleus
Molecular function (GO): transcription coregulator activity
Source: RefSeq, a predicted model, not a curated record